CUCCCCCUUGCCUGUUCACACACGCACUCGGCUUCAUGCUGCACACACACACCCACCGCCUCCACUGACUGACUGACAGAGUGUGCACAUCAAAGAAGAAGAGCUCGCACAGGACAGUAACACUCAGGACUGUUUGUGUGAAGAAGAAGAAGAAGAAGAAGCAGCUUUGAUUGGGGAUUCUUUUUAAAAAAAUCUUUGGCUUGACACUAAAGACAGAGAGCGACUUUUUCUCUCUCAAGGACCUGCCACUGCUUCUUCUGCCAGUGACGACUCACUCGACAGGAUGACAUGGCGUCCUCAGUACCGCAGCUCCAAGUUCCGCCACGUGUUCGGUAAGGCCGCCACCAAGGAGAGCUGCUAUGAUGGUGUGCCAAUCACACGCAGCGUUCAGGACAACAACUUCUGUGCUGUCAACCCACGUUUCCUGGCCGUGAUCACAGAGUGUGCCGGAGGAGGGGCCUUCCUGGUGCUGUCCAUCCAUCAUACAGGUAAAGUGGACCCAACCCACCCUCGAGUGUCGGGCCAUAGAGGCAACGUGUUGGACAUCAAAUGGAACCCCUUCAACGACUACUGCAUCGCCUCCUGCUCCGAGGACACCACGGUGAAAGUGUGGGAAAUCCCUCUGCAUGGCGUGCUGAAAAACCUUACAACGCCGUGGAAGGAGCUGCAGGGUCACAGCCGCAGAGUGGGCCUCAUCGAGUGGCACCCGACCGCCAACAACAUCCUCUUCAGCACGGCCUAUGACUACCAGGUGAUGAUCUGGAACCUGGACUGUCCAGAGCAGGUGAUUAAGAACCCUGUGCGAACCAUCAGUCACCACACCGACGUGGUCCUGUCCAUGUCUUUCAACACAGAUGGGAGCCAGUUCGCCACCACCUGCAAGGACAGGAAAAUCCGACUGAUGGAGUCGCACUCAGGAAACCUGCUGCAGGAGGCCAAUUGCAAGACGCACAAAGCCAGUAAGGUGUUGGUCCUGGGAAACCUGAAGAAGCUCGUCACAUCAGGCACUUCACGGUGGAACGAGCGACAGAUAGCUCUGUGGGAUCAGGAUGAUCUGUCCGUGCCUUUGUUGGAGGAGAACCUGGAUGGUUCCUCAGGGGUCCUCUUUCCUUUCUACGACCCCGACACACACAUGCUCUACCUGGCUGGGAAGGGUGACGGAAAUAUCAGAUACUAUGAGAUCAGCUCAGAGAAACCGUACAUCCAGUACCUAACAGAAUACCGCUCGCACUUACCUCAGAAAGGAAUGGGUGUGAUGCCAAAGAGAGGUCUGGAUGUGAGCUCCUGUGAGGUUUUCAGGUUCUACAAACUGGUGACAAUCAAGGGCCUCAUCGAGCCUCUGUCUAUGAUCGUACCCCGCAGGUCGGAGUCGUACCAGGAAGACAUCUAUCCCAUGACGGCCAGUAACAGGCCUGCUCUGACUGCAGAGGAGUGGCUCAGCGGCAUCGACAAAGGUCCGGUGCUGAUGUCGUUGAAACCUGGAAGUCAAGUAGCAGAGUCCCUUUCAGACAGGAAGGAGCUGGUGAACUCGCUGGACACUCGCCGCUCUCAGAGCAGACCAGGAAUGCUGCAGCUCGCUUACAUUCAGGACCAGCUGGAAACCAAAGACGGCAAACAGGACAGCGCCCGCUCACAGGACGACAGGAGUCGGACGCCUCUGAGCAACGGAGAAGACCUCGCACUUUGCUCUCCUCCCAGGACAGAGAACGAGCUGCGCCUGAAGUUCCACAAGCAGCAGGAGGAGAUCCGACGGCUGAGGGAGCUCCUCAACCAGCGGGACGUGCGCAUCAAACAGCUGGAGCUGGAGAUUAAGAACAUCAAAAACUCCCAGCCGCAGAGCUCGCUUUAAGACUUUUCCUGCUGAGUCACCCUCACCUCCUCACAGGGACACGCAUUACUGUACAAACCUACUACAUCAUCUCCCCUCUAAUGAGCCCCACAUACUCACUGCACAGGGGCGAAUUAAACCUCGAUUUUGUGUUUUUCCCCCGUCUGUCGUUUUGUCGUUUCCACACGUGGUGCACAUAUUUUUUGUAUAUACACUUUUAAAACUCUCUGCACCUUCUGACCUUUUCCUCACGUUUUUUUUUCUUUCACAGCUAUGCAAGGUUGUCAUCAUUUUUUAAGCUUUUUUUAUGCUCUUUGCCACUGAGAGAUGAAAGGAUGUUUGUCUUGACUGAAUUAUGCGGCCGCCUGACGUCCUGUGUGAUUGUAACGGAACAGCAAAUUUAUUUUCUAUGCUUGGUGAUUGUUUUUUUUUUCUUUUUUCUACAUUUAAACUACUGUAAGUGGAGACUGCUGUGGUGUAAUGACAGAUGUCUGUGUGUCUGAAUGAGCUAAAUGAAUGACUUUAUCCCAGCUGUGUUCUGCCAUUCCAUUAAGCUGCAUUUGUUUUUAUUCUGUUUUUUUUUUUUUUUUUUUUUGAAACGACUGGAUCCAUUUCAUAGCCAUUACUGUGUCAGCCAAUUCUGCUAACAGAUGCCAUGUAGCAGUUUGGAUCUUAAUUUAAAAAAAUAUAUAUUUAUUAUAAAAUACAGUCAAGAAAAUGCCAUUUAAUGUUUAAAAAUGACAAAAUCCAGUUUGCUUUAACCUGAUAUGGAGUCACUGUGCAGAGUUGGAACACUACAGAACUUAUAGGUUUAAUUGUGUUCCACUCAGCUCCCAUGUAUUCAUGUUUUCUCCUAGACAGAAUGCUUUUUUAAUUUUAUUGUUCUGACACUGAGGAUUUCUGGUCACGGUUUAUUCAUUUCUGAUCAGAUUUUAAGGCAAAAUGGUUUCUACUAUUGUACUUGACAAUAAAGUCUGAGUAAGUCACA
Messenger RNA from Amphiprion ocellaris (clown anemonefish), 2816 nucleotides. RefSeq names its product coronin 2Aa (gene coro2aa). Lineage: Eukaryota; Metazoa; Chordata; Actinopteri; Pomacentridae. The record is from RefSeq and is a predicted model, not a curated record. Bases 284 to 1849 code for a protein of 521 amino acids. The transcript has 12 exons. Gene Ontology annotation, biological process: actin filament organization. Gene Ontology annotation, molecular function: actin filament binding.